GAUAUGUGGGGAUUGUUUACGGUGGUGCAGCGGUGGUAAUUGCGGCUGCGCUACAUCGAGUUUUCUCCUUUUGUAUUUUGUGUGUGUUUAUUAUUCAUUUGAAAUAGUUUGCGCGGUUAUUUUGUUUACUUAUGGGGAGAAGUCGGAGUCGAUCUCCUGCAAGACGAGAACGACGUCGUUCCCGUUCCACAUCUCGAGACCGGGAGCGCCGCAGGCGUGAGAGGGAACGUUCAAGGUCACGAGAUAGAGAAAGGAGGAGAAGUCGGUCACGGUCGCCACACAGAAGAAGAUCCAGGUCCCCAAGAAGACACCGCUCUAGCUCCCUUUCUCCAACAAGGCAAAAAGACAGACGGGAGGAUGAGAAGGAUGCCAAAGAGUCCAAAUCUGUGAAAGAACAUCAGAUUUCAGAGGAAGACCUGCAGGGAAAAACUGAAGAGGAAAUUGAAAUGAUGAAACUGAUGGGAUUCGGCAAUUUUGAUACAACUAAGGGUAAGAAAGUGGAUGGUUCUGUCAAUGCUUAUGCUGUUAGUGUAUCCCAGAAAAGGAAGUACAGGCAGUACAUGAAUCGUAAGGGAGGCUUUAACAGACCUUUGGAUUUUAUCGCUUGAAUAUUUACCUCUGAAGAUUGGAAAUAAUUUGACUGUUUAAAGUUUAUUUUGUGUUUAUUCUUUUCAUUAAAUUUGUAAAUACUU
Erpetoichthys calabaricus (reedfish) is the source of this 692-nucleotide messenger RNA. RefSeq names its product small nuclear ribonucleoprotein 27 (U4/U6.U5) (gene snrnp27). The transcript has 6 exons. Gene Ontology annotation, biological process: RNA splicing. Gene Ontology annotation, cellular component: precatalytic spliceosome. The record is from RefSeq and is a predicted model, not a curated record. NCBI's taxonomy places the organism in Eukaryota, Metazoa, Chordata, Cladistia, Polypteriformes, Polypteridae. The coding region runs from base 132 to 608 and encodes 158 amino acids.